This is a messenger RNA of Pezoporus occidentalis (night parrot), 3201 nucleotides long. RefSeq names its product AT-rich interaction domain 3B (gene ARID3B). Gene Ontology annotation, biological process: regulation of transcription by RNA polymerase II. The transcript has 8 exons. Gene Ontology annotation, cellular component: nucleus. The record is from RefSeq and is a predicted model, not a curated record. Gene Ontology annotation, molecular function: DNA binding. Bases 90 to 1784 code for a protein of 564 amino acids. Lineage: Eukaryota; Metazoa; Chordata; Aves; Psittaciformes; Psittacidae.
AUUCUGCCAGUCUCCCAAGGUCGGAGCUUGAACCCUGCGAGAUAAAGUCAAAACCACCCCCCUCUUUUCCCAGCCAUGCAAACUGCGGGAUGAAGCUGGAAGCUGUGGUCGAGCAGCUGCAGAAGCAGCAGCAGAAGCAGCAAACGCCUCUGCAGAUGGAUUCCAGGGAGAGACAGCAGAGGCAGAUGAGGGAAGCCCAGCUGCUCUACACGCAGCAGCUGGCCGUGCAGCAGGCUGUCCUAGCAGCCACAUCUGGCAGGGCUUCAGGCGGCUCCACUGUUGGUCCCUUGGCCAGAGGCCCACCUGCAGCCGGAGCUACACGGGCUUUUGAUCAGAGCAGCAUGAAUUCUGAGCCAGAAGAGGAGGAGGAGGAUGAAGAGGAGGAGGAGGAAGAAGAGGAAGAGGAGGAGGAAGAAGAAGGGGGUUUAGAAGGCGGCGAUCUUGAGGAUGGCGCUGAUGUGACUGGGAAAGAAACCUGCUCUGCUCUGAAAUAUUUCCAUGCUUCCAAAGUUGCCCAUCACAACCAAAGAGUGGCUUCUACCUCGAAUCCUCUGCCAGCAUCAGGCCUCCAGCGGGGACAGCAGGGCAAGGAAGAACAGGGUAAAGACACUAGUAAGCAGCCGUAUGCCGGUUCCCCGUCUGGACGCCAGAACUGGCGCUUGGAUGAGCAGCUCAAGCAGAAUGGCAGCGUGACCUGGAGCGAUGAAGGUGAUGGAUGCAGAGGAAGAGAAAUUUCCCGAGACUUUGCCAAGCUCUAUGAACUGGAUAGUGACCCUGAACGGAAAGAGUUCCUGGAUGACCUCUUCAUCUUCAUGCAGAAGAGGGGAACUCCCAUCAAUCGGAUCCCCAUCAUGGCAAAGCAGAUCCUGGAUCUCUACAUGCUCUAUAAGCUGGUGACUGAGAAAGGAGGGCUGGUGGAAAUCAUCAACAAGAAGAUCUGGCGAGAGAUCACCAAAGGCCUUAAUUUGCCCACCUCCAUCACCAGCGCCGCCUUCACGCUUCGAACCCAGUACAUGAAGUACCUCUAUGCCUACGAAUGCGAGAAGAAAUCCCUCAGCUCUCCUGCUGAGCUUCAGGCUGCAAUCGAUGGCAACAGGCGGGAGGGCAGGCGGCCCAGCUACAGCUCCUCUCUGUUCAGCUACUCCCCCAGCACCACGGGGCCUCCUUCCCUCCUGUCUCCCCCUAAGAUCCGCUUCCCCAUCAUCGGCGUGGCGCCGGGCAGCGGGACCAGCAACCCUCGGGUGUCUCCGGCAGCAGCCGUCAGGAAAGGUGACAGUGUGCCCUUGACUGUGUCUAUGCCAAAUCGUAUUGCUGUGCCAGUGACCUUGGCUAGCCAGCAGGCAACUGUGGCAGCAAGAACAGCCACCCUGGAGCAGCUGAGGGAGAGGCUGGAGUCGGGAGAGCCUCCGGAGAAGAAGGUGUCCCGGAUGAGCGAGGAGGAGCAGCGGCUUGUGCAGCAGGCUCUUCAGCGCAACCUCUUCAGCAUGGCGCGGCAGAUCCCCAUGAAGAUCAAAAUCAAUGGCAAGGAAGGCAAAGCAGACUCGGCGGCAGCAGCGGCGCUGAACGUGUCACCUAAUGGCAUUGGGAGCAUCAACAUGUCCGUGGAGAUCAACGGCACGACUUACGCUGGAGUGCUCUUUGCCCAGAAGCCCGUCGUCCACCUCAUUGCAGGCUCCAGCACCCAAAGCUCGUGCAGCAGCAGCAGCAGCUCCCACUGCUCUCCCAGCCCUACCUCAUCGCGGGGAACCCCCGGCGCAGAGCCCUCCACCAGCUGGUCUCUCUGAUGGAAGGCCCGGCCCUCCUGUCUCACACUGGCCUCCAGCUUCCUCCCUGCCCCUCCGCAGGGAGCGAGCCAGGAAGGAGUCGCACAGAUUUACCUCAUCUCAAGGAACCUGGUUUUGGGCUUGGCCAACGGCAAGAUGAUGAUGAUGAUGCUGCUGCUGCUGAAACCUUUCCAUGCCAGCAAGUUUUUCCUCAUCGUCUGUUUGCCCAGCCUUUAUUCUUUGUUCUCCCCUUUCUUUCCUCCCUUUUGCUGUUUGUUUUCUUCCUCCUCCUCCUCCUCCCACGCUUUGCUGUGUUCCUGUUGGGGUGGGACAUGGAGGGGGGGGGCAUGCCUGGCGUUUUCCAAUCAGGGAUCAUCUCUAGGAGCUGCGGGAUGGGUGAGAGAUGGCCAAGACGUCACCAAGGCAGGUGGAAAGAGCUGGAGAUGGGGCAGGGAAACUUGGUUCUCCUUGAACCAGCAGCCACUGGGCUCUUCCCACAAAACAUCCCCAUGUAUUGACAAUCCUGAGACCCCAUCCUCAUGUGGCUUGUGCUGCAGAAGGCCAAAAGCCUCCUCACUUUUCCUCUUCAGGCUCUGCUGUUCUCUGGUGUUCAUAUGUUGAACACGUGCUCUUGGCUUAGGAGCCAACUUCUUCUUUGAGGCCUUGGCAAGAAGAGAGGCACCUUCUCACUGCUACGUUUGACCCAUAGACACAUUAAAAACCAUCACAUCAGCUACUUCACCCUCCUGGCUGGUGCUGGCCACAUCACUCCUGUUGCCUUCAGGCUUUCAGCCGAGUUUCAAAUGCCCUUCAGCUUGUCUGUCUCUCCCAUUGAGGAACUCAUCCCACUGACAUUCACCCUGGACUGCCGGUGGCUUGGUGCUUUGAUCCCCUGCCCCCUUGACACAACCUUAGCUUGAUGGAGGCUUCUCAGGGUGACUUCCUUCUCAUGAGGGGUCUUUCAGUAGCCCCUGGAAGAAGCUCUCCACAUCUGGACACCAAGACAGCAGAGGGUGAUGCGUAGAUGUAAUCCAGCAGGUCUGCGGGGUGCGUGCAGGCAUCACGGUUAACAUCACACACAUCUUCUUGCUGGUCUCUGAACAAGCCCAGUCCCCUUCUAAUUGCACGUGAGCAAAAAGCAAGCAGCUUUCAGUGGAGCUGAGACCUUUUGCUCUGCUGGGUGGAAGCAGACAAAAGGAAAUCAAGCCCUUCCUUGCCCUUGUUCCCCUCAGACCUCCAGCUGCCAGCAAGCAAAGGCUGGCCCUGGCUCUCCGUAGUGACUCCAUGAGCUCAGGUGGUCUCCUCCUGUCCCUCUUCUUCUUUGGCCUUCCCCAGCCUGGAGAUGGGGUGCAAGCACCAUCCUGCCCCGGUGACGUCCUUCCCAUCCUCCAGACCCGAGUCAGGUUUUGUUGAGCAGAUGAAAUACCUCAGAUAUGUA